Messenger RNA from Penicilliopsis zonata CBS 506.65, 1430 nucleotides. RefSeq lists its product as hypothetical. Gene Ontology annotation, molecular function: GTPase activator activity. The coding region runs from base 155 to 1279 and encodes 374 amino acids. The record is from RefSeq and is a predicted model, not a curated record. Gene Ontology annotation, cellular component: endoplasmic reticulum membrane. NCBI's taxonomy places the organism in Eukaryota, Fungi, Ascomycota, Eurotiomycetes, Eurotiales, Aspergillaceae. The transcript has 4 exons. Gene Ontology annotation, biological process: positive regulation of GTPase activity; endoplasmic reticulum to Golgi vesicle-mediated transport.
CCUUCAGAUCCCCCUCUGAUCUUCUCUUUUGCCCGGUUUUCUUUUCUUGCCCUGUGACUUUUUGCGGCACCUACAAUCGAAAUGGACCUCCUCGACGACCGUCCGCCGGAGCAUACGGAACCCUCAACGGGGGUCACAGAUCCAGACGCUGGGAAUGAUAAUAUUACUAUUGGAGAUAAUUCAAGCGUGUGACUUGCGCGACUUGGAUGCGUUGGUUCAGCAUGCCAUAUCAAAGGGUGGACUGCUACGAGACGAUCUCCGCCGGCUAGCCUGGCCGAUUCUCUUGCAGUGCGAUCGGGAAAAGGCAGGCGAUGAUAAUAGUCCCUGGGAUCGCCUACCACGACAUGCGGAUGAGGACCAAGUUCAACUGGACGUUAAUCGAUCAUUUGUAUACUAUCCUCAAGGCACGGACGAAGAGCUUUCUGCAAAGAAGAAAGAGCUGUCGGAUUUGAUCACCCAACUGCUUCGAAAGUACCCUAUGCUCUGCUACUUCCAGGGAUACCACGAUAUUGCUCAAGUUCUGCUUUUAGUCCUUGGCGAAGAGCAAGCGGCAUCGGCCUUCGCCCAGGUUUCCCUCUUUCGCAUCAGAGACUACAUGCUACCAUCGCUUGCGCCGUCACUAAAACACCUCCAACUUAUUCCGGCCAUCAUCGAGCGCGCAGAUAUGCGAUUGCGGCGACAUCUCUCUGAGAUUCGCCCAUUUUUCGCUCUCGCUGCAACCCUGACAUUAUAUGCACACGACAUCCAGGAAUACAGCGAUAUCGCUAGGCUCUUUGACUUUCUGCUGGCCCACGAGCCAGUGGUCUCUAUCUACUUGUUCGCAGCCAUUAUCUUGUUCCGCAAGGAGGAGUUGCUAGAGAUACCGCCGGAUGAACCUGAAAUGCUGCAUUUCACAUUAUCGAAGCUCCCGAAACCUCUCAACCUUGAGGGAUUAAUUAAUUGUGCUCUCAGCCUCUUUGAUGACUAUCCUCCGCCAUCGUUACCACAGGGGGCUUGGAAAUGUAUUUCGGAUGCCAGUGUUCUGAAAACUUCACAGGAUAUAUUUGCACCGCAAAGAACAGAAGAAGCAGUGAGGCUGUUUACUCAACAAGCACGGGAAUUACGUCGCGAAGAGCUGAAGCAGAAAGCCUGGAAUCUCUUGUGGAAACACAGACGCGCAGCUGGCUCUGCCGCAGUCGCAAUCCUUGUUGGCGUUGCCUCCUUCUGGCUGAGAAGGAGCGGCCUCGAUACGUCGAUCUGGGCAUAUAUAAACCGACUCCGACUGACAUUUCUUGGUUAAGGAAAUGUCUAGACUAUUUUCCUAGUAGCAUGAUGUUUUGGUCCAGUUAAACUGUCAACUAUAUAUUAUAUACUUUAAAGCAGGCAAAAGCGUUGUUCCUAUGAAAAAAGCCUCUCCUCGGUUUUCAUGGAUCACCAAUCCUCUAUGACCA